Messenger RNA from Xyrichtys novacula (pearly razorfish), 1122 nucleotides. Lineage: Eukaryota; Metazoa; Chordata; Actinopteri; Labriformes; Labridae. The record is from the annotation of a GenBank genome assembly.
AUGUUUGGAUUUCUAAACAAACGUAUCCAGGACUGUCUGCUGGAACGCAAAAGCCGCAGAACCAGACUCGUGACCAAAGAUGGUCGCUGCAACAUCGAAUAUGGAAACUUUAAAUACAGCAAACAUUUUGCCUUCCUGGCCGACUUCUGGACCACCUUUGUGGAGAUCCGAUGGCGUUUUGUUCUGUUCCUCUUCAUCGCCUCCUUCACCCUCAGCUGGUUCAUUUUUGGCCUGCUGUGGUACUGGAUCGCCCGCAGUAAUGGAGACCUGCCGUGGCAAAAUCCUCCAUUAGGCCACACUCCAUGUGUUGAAAAUAUUGAAGGACUCACCACAGCGUUCCUCUACUCCCUCGAAACCCAAACCACCAUUGGGUACGGUGGACGAGCACUAACGCCUCUCUGCCCAGGUGCUGUGGCCCUGAUCAUCAUCCAGUCUCUCAUUGGAGCCAUAAUCAACUGUUUUAUGUGUGGAGUCAUCCUUUCCAAAAUCUCUUCACCCAAAAAGAGAGCCAAGACCAUCACAUUCAGUGACAUGGCGGUCAUUUCCCCAAAAAAUGGUACUCUCAGCCUGUCAAUAAGAGUGGCCAACCUGCGCAAGACCCUGAUGAUUGGAAGCCAGAUCUACGGCAAGCUGUUGAGGACAACAAACACACCAGAUGGGGAGACAAUCAUUAUGGACCAGGUGAACAUCGACUUCAUGGUGGAUGCUGGAAAGGACAACCUCUUCUUCAUAUGUCCUCUUACACUCUACCACACCAUCGACAAGAGCAGCCCCUUCUUUGAUAUGGCAGUAGACACACUCAACAAGCAAGAGUUUGAGCUGGUUGUCUUCUUAGAUGGUACAGCAGAGUCCACCAGCUCCUCCUGCCAAGUCCGGACCUCCUUUAUUCCUCAGGAGAUCAUGUGGGGUUACAACUUCCUGCCCAUCAUCUCCAGGAGCAAGGAGGGCAAAUACAGAGUAGACUUCUCCAACUUCUCCAAGGUGGUUCCAGUGGCCACAGCCCACUGUGCUUACUGCUUCCACAAUAUCAAAGGUCAUCAUCACCACUCCAAAGAUGGGCGUGACAACCAGGGCUUUGAGGUGAUUGAUAUCAACGAUCCCCCAAAUGUCACUAAGAUGUGA